Molecule: messenger RNA, 1586 nt
Organism: Hydra vulgaris (swiftwater hydra)
Lineage: Eukaryota; Metazoa; Cnidaria; Hydrozoa; Anthoathecata; Hydridae
Product: alpha-(1,3)-fucosyltransferase 11
Cellular component (GO): membrane
Molecular function (GO): alpha-(1->3)-fucosyltransferase activity
Source: RefSeq, a predicted model, not a curated record
CUAAAUUAACUUUUUAGCGUAAGUGUUAAUUAACGAUUAACGAUUGACAAUAUUUUUAAAAAAUCAGUUUCCUGAUGGAAGAAAUACUUCACGCUUUAAAAAUCUUUACAACAAAUGCUGGACUUAUUUUUCAACUUUUAUGCACCUUAUCUUUUGUGUAUAGCUUAAAUGAGAACAUACCAAAUGGCUUUUGUCUGAUAAAAGAGGAGUGUGAUAGAGAAGAUUAUUCAAAUGACUUUAAAACUCUUCCACCAUUGAACCAUCAAACCUAUCUAAUUAAAGAAAAUGAGUUUCCUCAAGUUUUAUGGUGGUAUCCAGACAUUUAUCCACACUAUCUUGAAAAAAAAAUUCACUGCAAACUUGGUAGUUGCUUAAUUACUAAAGAUCGUAAACAACUCACAAACAGAUUAACUAGAGGAAUUAUAUUUUAUGGUACAUUAUUUGAUGGUAGAGAUUUACCUUUACCAAGGUUACCACAUCAUGAGUGGGCAUUAAUCCAUGAAGAAUCUCCAAAAAACAAACGAAUGUUUUCAACUAAGUUGGGCAUCAGCAUAUUCAACCAUACAGCAACAUUUAGACGUGAAUCAGACUAUCCUUUAACCACGCAAAACAUGCAAAUUGUUGGAGAAUGGAUGGAUAAAAGAUAUUUUGUUACAACCAAAGAAAAAAAUCGUCUACAAAAGGAGUUAAAUCUAGCAGCUGUUGUUUAUUUUCAAAGUGAUUGUGAUCCUCCUUCUGAUCGAGAUACAUAUGUAAAAGAACUUAUGAAAUAUAUAGCAGUUGACUCAUAUGGUCCUUGUUUAAACAACAAAAAACCACCAAAAGAAGUCGACGGGUUUCAUCAUCUUUCAAGUGAAACAUUUUAUCACUUUUUGGCUCGUUAUAAGUUUCAGUUAGCUUUUGAAAACUAUUUAUGUCAAGAUUACAUGACAGAAAAACUUUUUCGACCUUUACUCAUUGGAUCAGUUCCAGUGUAUUUAGGGUCUUCUCUAGCUGAAGAAUUCAUGCCCAGUGAAAAAGCCGUAAUCAUGGUACAAGACUUUAGUUCGCCAAAAGAACUAGCGGAAUAUCUAAAACAACUUGAUGCAAAUGAUGAAAAAUACAACGAGUAUUUAAAACAUCGGUACACCGGCAAGUUUUCUAACCCAAAACUUCAUGAGUCUUUAAAACUUCAAAAAUGGUCGCUUCCUGAGGAACAGAUGUUCACGGGGUUUUCUUGUCAUGUUUGUGACAGUUUAAACAAAAGAAACGAGUUUUUAAAGAAACAUCUAGAAAAUCCAAAAAACCCGAUUCUUCCGCCACAAAUUGCUAAGUUUGAACACAUGGGUUGUCCAAAGCAAAGCAAAAUUCUUCCACAUUCAACUAAAAAUAAUUAUGAAGAACUGCUUCAACAUUAUGCAGAACAAGAAGCCAUAGCUGUUAAUAAGAUGUUACAAGCUAACGAAACAGACUCAAAACUUUUUAUAAAAAAAUACUUAAAAAUUAAAACUGAUAACUAUUAUUAGAGUUAUUAGUGUUAAUUAAAAAAUAUUUUAAUAACUAUCGGUUAUUUUUUUAUGUGGUAAAUAAAAAAUCUUUAACCUAAA